AUGGAACUUAUUGCCGCUCAUGUAAUAUUUCGACAUGGAGAACGAACGCCUGUCGCAACAUUUCCAACAGAUCCAAUGCGAGAGAAAGAUUGGCCAGUGGGUUAUGGUCAGCUAACCACUACUGGUAUGGAACAACAACAUCGUCUUGGAAAAUAUCUUCGUGACCGUUAUGGAUCCAUUUUAAACACGACUUAUAUUGCUAAUGAAAUUUAUGUUCGUUCAACCGAUUAUGAUCGAGCAUUAAUGUCAGCUGAAUCGAAUCUAGUUGGUCUUUAUCCAUUAGAUAAUAUUUCAGAUGAUAAAAUUCCAAUUCAACCUGUACCAAUUCAUACUGUACCACAAGAUCAAGAAUUUAUUCAAAUAUGGACAAAUUUGAGCCAUGUUAAUAUGCUUAAUACCGUAUAUGUUGCUGAUACGGUUUUUAUUGAACGCAUUUAUAAUAAAACACCAACAUGGGUUGAUGAAGCUGUUCUAAAAAAUUUAUCCGAUAUUCGUGACCUUUUUUUUUAUUUAUCUUAUUCAGAUAAUGACAGUAAACGAAUACGAGGAGGUCCGUUAAUACAAGACAUUUGGAUAAAUAUGAAUGAUGCAAGUCAAGGUAGAACAUAUCGAAAAUUUGCAUCAGCUAUAUUUCUUGAUCUUCUUAAACAGAAUUCAACAUACUAUGUUAAAGUGGAAUAUCUAAAUGUAACAGAUUCCAAUCAACCUUAUUCGUAUCUAUUAGAGGGGUGUCCAGCACUAGAAUGUCCAUUAAAUACAUUUACAACUAUAUACCAACCUCGUUUUCCAGCAAAUGCUACAGUUGAAUGUACAAUUAAAGUCCCAUCUAAUUCGUCAAGUAAGCUCAUAUAA
Molecule: messenger RNA, 852 nt
Organism: Rotaria sp. Silwood2
Lineage: Eukaryota; Metazoa; Rotifera; Eurotatoria; Philodinida; Philodinidae
Source: the annotation of a GenBank genome assembly